CCCCUCCGCGUCUUGCUCUUCCAGACGUUCACGGCCUGGUGCAACUCCCACCUGAGGAAGGCUGGCACGCAGAUCGAGAACAUCGACGAGGACUUCCGCGACGGCCUCAAGCUCAUGCUGCUGCUGGAGGUGAUUUCGGGAGAACGACUGCCAAAACCAGAGCGGGGGAAAAUGAGAGUGCACAAAAUCAACAACGUGAACAAAGCCCUCGAUUUCAUAGCUAGCAAAGGAGUCAAGCUGGUCUCCAUAGGAGCCGAAGAGAUCGUAGAUGGUAACGCAAAGAUGACACUGGGCAUGAUAUGGACAAUUAUCCUCAGAUUUGCUAUUCAGGACAUCUCUGUGGAAGAGACCUCUGCGAAGGAAGGCUUGCUGCUGUGGUGUCAGAGGAAGACAGCCCCUUACAAGAACGUCAACGUGCAGAACUUCCACAUCAGCUGGAAAGAUGGUCUUGCUUUCAAUGCCUUGAUCCACAGGCACAGACCCGAGCUCAUUGAAUACGACAAGCUCAGAAAGGACGACCCUGUGACAAACCUGAACAACGCUUUCGAAGUGGCAGAGAAAUACCUGGACAUCCCCAAGAUGUUGGAUGCGGAGGACAUUGUCAACACAGCCCGCCCUGAUGAGAAAGCCAUCAUGACCUAUGUGUCAAGCUUCUACCAUGCCUUUUCUGGGGCUCAGAAGGUACCGGAGGCGGCUGUGUCCAUCUUGCUGCCCGAUGAGAAGGCCAUCAUGACAUACGUUUCCUGCUUCUACCACGCUUUCUCGGGUGCUCAGAAGGUGCGCUGCUCGUGCUCGCAGCAGGUCGGCGGUUACCGCCCUGCGCUAACUGGAGGGCCUGAGCAAACGAGUGAGUCUCUUGGGCGGCUGGUGGCUCGCAGACCCUCUGCUGCUUGGUCGGUGCCCGCGGCGCGGGCAAACCUGGAGGGCGGCCUGCGGCUUAGCCGCGGGAAUCCUUACCGUCGGAUCUGGGUCCGCGAGCUGGAUUACUACGACUCUCCCAGCGUGAACGCUCGGUGCCAGAAGAUCUGCGACCAAUGGGAUGUUCUGGGUUCCUUGACCCACAGUAGGAGAGAAGCCCUCGAGAAAACGGAGAAGCAGCUGGAAACGAUCGACGAGCUGCACCUCGAGUACGCGAAGAGGGCGGCCCCCUUCAACAACUGGAUGGAGAGUGCCAUGGAAGACCUUCAGGACAUGUUCAUCGUCCACACCAUCGAGGAGAUCGAGGGACUGAUUGCUGCUCACGACCAGUUCAAGUCCACCCUGCCCGAUGCUGACAAGGAGCGCGAAGCCAUCCUGGGCAUCCAGAGGGAGGCGCAGAGGAUCGCGGACUUCAACAGCAUCAAGCUGUCUGGCAACAACCCUUACACCUCUGUCACCCCGCAGAUCAUCAACUCCAAGUGGGAGCGGGUCCAGCAGUUGGUGCCCAAGAGGGACCAUGCCUUGCUCGACGAGCAGAGCAAGCAGCAGUCCAACGAGCACUUACGUCGGCAGUUCGCCAGCCAGGCCAACAUCGUGGGACCCUGGAUCCAGACCAAGAUGGAG
Molecule: messenger RNA, 1542 nt
Organism: Struthio camelus australis
Lineage: Eukaryota; Metazoa; Chordata; Aves; Struthioniformes; Struthionidae
Source: RefSeq, a predicted model, not a curated record